Centruroides sculpturatus (bark scorpion) is the source of this 1786-nucleotide messenger RNA. RefSeq names its product nuclear pore glycoprotein p62-like. Bases 321 to 1721 code for a protein of 466 amino acids. Gene Ontology annotation, biological process: RNA export from nucleus; protein import into nucleus. The record is from RefSeq and is a predicted model, not a curated record. Lineage: Eukaryota; Metazoa; Arthropoda; Arachnida; Scorpiones; Buthidae. The transcript has 10 exons. Gene Ontology annotation, molecular function: structural constituent of nuclear pore; phospholipid binding. Gene Ontology annotation, cellular component: nuclear pore; nuclear pore central transport channel.
UUGAAAUUGUACAUUUAGUAAUUAAAAAGUAUUCAUAGUAGUUUUAUUUUAAAGCUCCAACCUUUGGUACUCCUGCCACAAGUGUAUCUGCAAGUAGUAUUUUUGGAACUCCAACUACACUUCAGUUAACAACUAAUCAGACAGUCUUUGGAUUUGGAUCACCUCAAACAACUCAGUCAUCUGAAGCCAAACAAAAAUCUGUAUCAUUUGACCUUUCAGCAUCUUCCCAAUCUACAUUAGCUCAAGGAAGUGGUUUUAUUGCCAUAUCAACCCCAAAUACUGAUACUCAGAGUCAGCCAAAAAUUACAGGCUUUGCUCCAAUGACCACAACUUCUACUACAGGAUUCUUCUCUGUGCCAUCAUCUUCAACAGCUGCAUCAACUACAGGAUUUACAUUUGGGGUUGCUCCAGCAACAGCAGUAACAACAACAAUUAUGACAGCAACAGUAUUACCAUCUUUGCAACAGCAGCAGCAACAGCAAAAGAGUACAGAGUCAGUUGUUGCUGCAAGUAGUGCUGCCGCAACAACAAAUACUGUUUCUUUAGGUAGCUCUGCUUUUAAUAUGGGUGGAGCAUCCAUGUUUAGCAUGCCAGCAUCAAGUGCAACAACAGCAACAGCAUCAGCAUCAGCAUCACCAUUUUCAAUUACACCUAUGACAUCUGCAACACAGUUUGCAAUUACAACAGUGUCUUCAUUUCCAACAACACUGUCAUUUUCAACAGUAACUGCAACUGCAACCACAACCACAACCUCAACUCCAUCAUUAUUUUCUUCUGUAAUAGUUUCAGCUCCUCCUGCUUCUUUAUCAUUAACUACUACUACUACUUUACCUCUAACAACACCCGUAUCUUCAAUGACAUUUGUAACAUCAACAGCUACAGUUCCUACAGCAGCAACAAUGCCGUCUACAAUGUUUUCUAUACCUACUAUUACUAGUACAGCAACUACCACCACCACUGCAUCACUUAGUUUGUUUCCUGCUGUAUCAAAAAUAUCACGUAUUACAUCAACACCUGGAUUGACUUUUAGUGGGAUAACCUCUACUUCAGCAGCUAUUCCUCAAACAACUGUUGCUUCAUUGACAACUGCAACAACAGUUACUUCAUCUACAGUCACACAAACUCCAGUAAUGAAUUUUAGACAAUUAGAAGAAGCAAUUAACAAAUGGAACCUAGAAUUGGAAGAACAAGAACGUAUAUUUUUAAAUCAAGCAACAGAAGUCAAUGCUUGGGAUUGUCUCCUUAUUUCAAAUGGAGAAAAGAUUACAUCAUUAUAUGAAGCUGUUGAAUAUGUUAAAGUAAAUCAACAAAGAUUAGAUCAUGAAUUAGAUUUCAUAGUGGCACAACAGAGAGAAUUAGAAGAGAUCUUAACACCUUUAGAGAAGAGUGUAGAAGGAUUGCCAAAUCUUUCAGUGCAGCAACAUGCUGAUUUAGAAAGGGAACACACGUAUCACUUGGCAGAAAGCAUUGACACGCAAUUGAAACGAAUGGCUGAAGAUAUCAAAGAAAUUAUUGAACAUAUUAAUUCAAGAAAUAAUAACAAAGAUGAAAAUGAUCCAAUUCACCAGAUUGCAAAAAUUUUAAAUAGCCACAUGGAUGCUUUGCAAUGGAUUGAACAGAAUACAGUUGUCGUCCAAAGAAAAUUGGAAGAUGUUUCAAAAAUGAUUGAGGUUAAAAAAAGUGACAAAGAUAAAAGCAUCAUAGCUGGUUAUAGAAAAUAAUUGAAGUGAUUUUUUUGUUGUUGAAAGAGUAAUACUUAUAUUAAUAAAGAAUUGUUAGCUGCCAA